This is a messenger RNA of Colletotrichum aenigma, 489 nucleotides long. RefSeq lists its product as uncharacterized. NCBI's taxonomy places the organism in Eukaryota, Fungi, Ascomycota, Sordariomycetes, Glomerellales, Glomerellaceae. The record is from RefSeq and is a predicted model, not a curated record. The transcript has 3 exons. The coding region runs from base 1 to 489 and encodes 162 amino acids.
AUGCGCAACCAAUACCGCGAUCUUUUCUUCCAUCUUCAAACCAGCGAUGCCAUCGCCAUUCUAUUUCUCGCAACCCAAGAGAACCGGCAUAAGUGGGCGUCAGUGCUCACAGUGGGUGGGCUAAUAGUCUGGAUACUCGUCUCAUUCAUCCUGCUCCUGGAGUUCAGAGAUUACUUGAUAGAAAGGGCUCCCUGGACUGUCAUCGCAAUAAUGAUACCAGUUUCCAUCUGGACCGCUAUUUUCACUACCACGGGCGUCGACUUCUACUAUGCCGGCUUGUUCACCCCUAUUUGGAUCACAAUCGGCCUAGACAUCCUCGCUAUCUAUGAUAGCAAGCACCGCAUCAAAGUUCAGAGACAAGCUUGGAAGGACAAGAUCGACCUCGAGAGCGGGCCGCGCCAUGUCACAGGUUCCGACAGCACCUCAUCGAGACCCAGUCCUUUGCGCAACACUCAGGCCGUCCCUUCAUCGACUACUCAUGCUCGCUAG